CGGGCGCCGGACCCCCAGGCGGAGCGACAGGUCUCGGGCCCUCAGGCGGAGCGGCGGGCGCCGGACCCCCAGGCGGAGCGACAGGUCUCGGGCCCUCAGGCGGAGCGGCGGGCGCCGGACCCCCAGGCGGAGCGACAGGUCUCGGCCCUCAGGCGGAGCGGCGGGCGCCGGACCCCCAGGCGAAGCGGCGGGCACCGAGUCACCAGGCACGACAGUGGCUCCGAGUCAACUGACAUGACCGCUGGCACUGGGUCAGACACUGGAUCGUCUGGCUGGACAGCGGGCAUCGGGUCACCAGGCACGACAGUGGGCACCGGGUCAUCAGGUACCGGAUUGUCUGGCUCGACAGCGGGCAUCGGGUCACCAGGUAUGAUAGCGGGCACUGGGUCACCAGGCAUCAGGUAAUUUGGCUUGACAGCGGGCACCGCGUCAUCUGGCAAGGCAGUGGGCACCGAGUCAACUGGUAUGACUGCGGGCACUGGGUCAGACAUUGGAUCGUCUGACUGGACAGCGGGCAUCGGGUCACCAGGCAUCAGGUCAUUUGGCUCGACAGCGGGCACCGCGUCAUCUGGCGAGGCAGUGGCUCCGAGUCAACAGGCACGACAGUGGGCACCGGGUCAUCAGGUACCGGAUUGUCUGGCUUGACAGCGGGCACCGGGUCACCAGGCAUUGGAUCGUCUGGCUCGACAGCGGGCAUACGGGUCACCAGGUAUGACAGCGGGCUCUGAGUCAAUUGGCACGAUAGCGGGCACCGGAUCAGGUACCGGAUCAUCUGGAUCAACAGCGGGCAU
Staurois parvus is the source of this 791-nucleotide messenger RNA. The record is from the annotation of a GenBank genome assembly. NCBI's taxonomy places the organism in Eukaryota, Metazoa, Chordata, Amphibia, Anura, Ranidae.